AAUUUUCAUCACAUUUAUAUCCCUGCCUUAAUCCACUACUCAACUCCUGCUUUAGACCACGUACAACACCUCUCCACUACAUCCUCACCGCCUCUCUCCCUUCUCCCAUAUGAAUCAGAUCCAACGAGCUCUUCUCCUCUGCGCAUCAAUUCAUCGACUUCACCGCAUCGUCCACACGCCAUCGUCAAAUUCAUCCCAAGCCAUCACCGUUGUUGGCUCCGCGGCAGGCCGCCGCGUGUCAGGCAGUGAUGGUGACCAAAGUGGCAACCGCGACUAUGACGAUGGGGUGGCGGCAAGUCGGCAACAUCGGAGAACAGUGACGGUGGUGGCAGAUGGCGAUGCUGGUGGGCCUGCCAAGGAUGGAGACGCCGGUGGGAGGCUGCGGCGAGGCGGAUGGGCAGAGGCAGGCUGCGCAUGCUAGGGGUGGUUUUCCAUUUGCGGCUACCCAAAAUUUCGACUCACAAGCCUUGCUUCGUGCACCGUGCAAUACCUCCUAAAUCAUUAAAUGAAAUAUUAUAACAGGGGUGUUUUUGUCCAUUAAAGCUAUUUUUAGUCCUAUGAAACUCUACUUUCGUAAGCAGUCCUAUAUGUGCAAUAAAGUUUGCAAUAAGUCCGAUUUGAGUCAUUAACUCAUUAAAAUACAAAUGCAUAUGUUUGAGUGAUUUACUUUGUAUGCUUCGUAUAUGAUUGCAAAACUGGAUAAACUGUCACCUUUCUUGUAUAUACCGAAGUCUUAUACUCCAUAA
Cuscuta epithymum is the source of this 746-nucleotide messenger RNA. NCBI's taxonomy places the organism in Eukaryota, Viridiplantae, Streptophyta, Magnoliopsida, Solanales, Convolvulaceae. The record is from the annotation of a GenBank genome assembly.